Molecule: messenger RNA, 3495 nt
Organism: Chlamydomonas reinhardtii
Lineage: Eukaryota; Viridiplantae; Chlorophyta; Chlorophyceae; Chlamydomonadales; Chlamydomonadaceae
Exons: 3
Coding region: 126-893 (255 amino acids)
Source: RefSeq, a predicted model, not a curated record
CUACCUCCAUACACACGGUGCUUCGGCACUACAAUUGGUAUCUACGCCUCUUUCUUGGGGGCCCGCUAUUGGGUCCGACGCUUCCGCUUCUGAAGUCGCAAUUUUGCGAUUCUCCCAGCCUGCCUAUGGCGCUGCACGGCCACGAGGACGAGGAGCUGCUUGACUACGACGAGGACGACUUCAAGACGGCCGGAGAACCGUCCUCGGAGCCUCUGGCUGUUGACGUCAACGGUGAUACUGAAAUCGCCGACGUCAAGGAGGAGGAGCACGCCGCUGCUGGGCCCUCCACCUCGUCCGUCGUGCUCAGCUGCCGUUGCUACCACUGCGGCCAGCCCGUCAGCGUCGCUCUGAUCGCUGCUGAGCCCGCUGCGACUACUGGAGGCAAUAAUGGUGCUGCUGGAGGCUCUGAUGGACGCGUGGCGACUGGAAGCCGCGAGCUUGCUGCUGGCGCUGCGCCGCAGCCGGCUGCCGACCUGAACGGCGCUGCGUCCCCUCCGGCCACUGAUGACGCCGGCAUGGAGACGGAGGAGGAGGACAACCGCCCUACCCCUGCACCCAAGCGCCAGAAGCGCGCUGACGGCUCUGGUCCGUCGGCCGCUGUAACCGAGAUCGCGGAUGGCUCUCUGCCGUGCCCGCCGCGCACGUCGGACGAGACCAAGUUCGGCGUGUCCGAGGCUAUCCUCAAGGCUCGCAAGGUGGAUGGUCUCUGCUUUGUCUGCGGCAAGUCUGGCCACUCCGUCAAGGCCCACGUGGGGCAUGACAACUGGCAGACGGUAGUCCGGAAGGGUGGUCAGGGGGGCCGUGGCCGCGGUCGCGGCGGUGGUCAGGGCGGUGGGCGCGGCAACAAGGGGGGCCGCGGCGGCGCCGCCGGCAAGGCGGGUGGCCGCAAGUAGGGGGUUGCCCAGGGGAUUUGCGAGGAUGAUCCUGGGUGCGCACUUCUGAUGCGUUCUUUGCCCUACACCACUCUGAAGAACACUCGAGCUUUGCUACCUGCUGCAGUGAAGCGUAUCGAAGGCGCUGUUGGGCGCGAGCUGACGUUUGACGGUCGCCUGCGGCGUGCUGGCUUCGGUGCUGAGUGUAAUCUUUACGAGUUGCCUCUGGAGGUUCCAAUCUCGUCUCUGGGGUUGGGUGGGCAUACUACGCUGUUUGUUCCCUCGCGCUUUUCUGAGCUGACAUCGCAGGUCUCCCGCUUCAAGGCCUGUCAGGCGCGGCGGCCAGCUGACACCGCCGGCGUCUUCGUCGUCCCGUCUUACAUGUCCAAGUCCAAGGCGUGUCAAGAUCUACUGCAAGGGAUGUCGAAAGCGGUGACGUUUGGGGUUGGGGAGUCGUUGUUUCAGGGGUUGGAUCUGCAGAAUCAUCCGGUGCAGCUGCCGGCGCUUAAGCAUAGCGUGACUGUUUGGUACGCACCGCCCCUGCCUGUUAGCAACGCACGUGCACCUCCUCAUGCCUCUUCGUUGUACUUGACCGUAAACUCUGCUGUGCCAUCUGCUGCCGCUUCAACCGCAGGGCCUUUGCCAAUCGUGCCUGCACGUGUCGGCGGCCUGCGUGUGUCUGUACUGGCUGAUACUGGAGCUAGUCACGACUUCGUGUCCAAGGCGCUUUGCGACCAGCUGGGACUCAAGUUGUUGAAGUCGGCGUACAUAGCCAAGGACCAGAUUAUAGUAAUGGAGCGCACUCUCUGACUUCAAUGUAUGCCAUAGUGGGAAUAUUCAAUGUCCCGUUACCUUUUUUUUCUUUUCUCUUUUGGCAUUAUGCCUUGCCGUUAUGGCCUUCCGCACUCCACGCAAAACUGUCGUCCCAAAGAGAGAAGGUCUGAAUGUGAAGCCUGGUCUUCGGUCGGGUGCUGACAACGAGGACGACGUAUUUGGGUAUUUUGAGAGCUAUGGUGUUUGUCAUGGGAUAAUUUAUAAUGUUGAACGCACGCACGCUGAUGCGGAUGCGGAUGUUAUCUUGCGACUUCUACUUGCUCCACACCAAGGAAAGGCGUUGACUGUCCAGCUGAAGUCUGGGAGCGGUCGCGCUGUCAAUGUUCCAAUCAAAACCUCUAACGUUUUUCAAGGUCUUAUCGGCGGGCUUGCUUCGCUAGCAUUAUCCGAUGAUCUAUACUUGGAGAUAUUUGAGUCCGACGAAGCGCAUUGUUUUUGGAACCAUUCAGUCUCGCACAAAGCUGUGUAUCAAGACUUGAUGAAUCAUUACGGCGACGGCGGCGAACGCUGUUUUUUCUUGUUUAUCGUUACUUUUAAAACAACAAUGGUUACUUUGUUAUCGAUCCUGCAGAGGUGGUUGAGAACUUCAAGCUGACGAUGGGCAUCGAAACUAAACGUCUAUUUAUAUAUCAAUUGAGCAUGGCACGCAACUUUCAACUAAUAAUGCCCGAAAAACUGGGACCCAGCAACACGAUCACUGAUGAUAAUGUUCGAUUAGCUCUAUCAGAUGGCAUCUAUUUCUUUCCAACUCUUGACGUUGCCGACCGCAAGCUAAUUUACCCGCGCAUCAAGCGUGUUAUGGCAGAUAUAGACUAUGCGAAUUUCUUAACGGCACAGAAGCGCCUCAAAGGCACCAACGUGGCCGCGGUAGCAAGCUUUGGUGUCCACAAGAACAUGCACAUUGAAUCCACGAGUAAAAUAUACAAGUACUUGGAGGUCUUAGGCAGUAAGUUUAAUUUUGGCGUCAACCAUGUCCGGCACGACCCGCGUCUCUUUCAUCACGCUGAGCUGACGCGGGCGAAUGGCACUGGGAUUCGGGUGUACAUAUGCAGGGCCCACGACACCCACACCAGGAAUUUUUUUGCAGUUUUCUGUCAAGACACAACAAGGACACCACCACCACCCGGCUGUUGUAGGCGCUGCACACCUGUACCUUGUGGACAUCCCGGACAACGUGGCUGACACGAUGCCAGAAGUAAAAAGUAUCGGCAGUGACUUGGUUGCCCUUAUAACAACAAAUGACCUGGUGUCUCUGGGAGCAAGCACGACGGCUGGGCGCAAGGGCACAGGCACAUACUACAUCGACAGCACAACUCUACACACUGAGGGUAUUGUCUUGGGUCCACGUGGAGCCAAACGCUUGGCAACUUCAUGCAUCAAAAGUUGGCGAGAGUCAAAUCUGGACAUCAUCUGGUCACUCAUAGAGCCUCUGUUUCAAGCUGAUCCAGGUCCUUCUGGGGCAGGGCCGUCUGGGGCGGGUCAAGCUGGUGCAGAUGAGGAGGAGGAGGGUGAGGAGGAGGGUGGGCUAGCGGAGGAGGAGGGUGAGGAGGAGGGUGAGCUGGACGAGGAGGGUGGGUUGGAGGAGGAGGGUGGGCUGGAGGAGGAGGGUGGGCUGGAGGAGGAGGAGGAGGAGGAGGAGGAGGAGGAGGAGGAGGAGGAUGAGGAGGAGGAGGAGGAGGAGGAGGAGGAGGGGCAGCAGGUAAGGGUGAGCAGUGACUACACACGAAGGGCGCGCCAGUUGUUGGAGAGGCUGGCAAACGUGGGGUCUGGCAUGUAAAGGACUAACCAA